Messenger RNA from Geodia barretti, 2005 nucleotides. NCBI's taxonomy places the organism in Eukaryota, Metazoa, Porifera, Demospongiae, Tetractinellida, Geodiidae. The record is from the annotation of a GenBank genome assembly.
GCAGUUCAGGCAACCUCAACUCCCACAUCUACUGGUGCCCCAGCUGUUGCCAGUUGUAAGAGGGGGACAGAGGAUGGAGGUGGGGAGGAGGUUCGUCAAUGUCAGGCUGCACUCCAGGCACUGGAGCUGAGAGAGAAGAGACUCAUGCCUGAGGUUGCUGACUUGAGGACUGAGCUGAGAGCGUCCUGUGCAGCACAGCCAACUACUUCCCCUCAUCCUGAGGCUGUAGUUGCAGAGUUGGAAGAGAGCCUCAGGCAAGCUGAAGAGGCGGUGCAGGCAGUGCAGGGAGAGAGAGACGAUCUGAGGGAGGGAGUGGAGAAGAUGAAAGACGAGCUCGUGUCUCUGCAGAGAUCCAACUCUCUCCUCGCCAGACGCAAACAGCAGUGGAUGGAAGUGGCGUCCCAAACAAGGGUUGUUUUGGAGGAGAAUCGCAAUCUGAUGAGUCAGUACAAGGCCCAACAGCUCGCCAUUUCUGAGCUACGGACCAAGCACCACACUAAAGUUGCGGAGCUGGAGGGAGAGUUGGCAGAAGUAAACGAGGUCAAGAAGUCACUGGAGUACGAGGUAGAGCAGCUGAUGGAGGGCCAGGCCCUCCUGUUUCACCAAAUAUCACGACUGACUGGAGUUUCUCUGAUCAGUCAUGGAGCCACUAGUCCAGAAAGUGUGCAGCAUGUGGCUAGCUUGCUGGAGUGGUUUGGUCAUGAUCAGAGGAGACAACUAGCUGCCUGGCAGGAACAAACUGCUAGUCUGGAGAGGGAGAAACAGGUGCUGGUAGGAAAGGUUGGAGAGGCCAAGGCAGUGACCAGCAAGUUUGAGGGAGAGCUUGGACAAGUCCAGAGAGUGGUACAAGAGGGGGAGGAGACUGUUGCUAGGCUACGGGACCAGCUGGAGGAGCUUCACGAGAGAGAGGAAGCCACACAGCUGCAGAUGGCACAUGCCCUCACACAGGUUGAUAAAGCCCUGUCAGAGAGAGACAUUUACGCAAGAUUGGCCAAGAGAUGGCAGGAAAAAGGAGAGGGUGAGGCAACCAAGGUAGUGGAUGAGGCUCAACAUCAACUGAGGGUACAGGCUGCACAGCACAGAUCCCAGCGCAGAUGCUACAAGACAGAGAUACACCAUCUCAAGUCCCUCCUCUCACAAGACAACUCUGUUGGAGACGGGACGAGGAGACACUCGGUGUCAGAGAAACACUGAGACAGUUGAACUAUUGAUAAUCUCAUAUAAUAUUAAAACCUCUGUGUAAAAAACAUGCCAAAAGAGUUAAGAAAAUCAGUUUGAGAGUUGGUCACCAGUGAUUAAUUAGGAACACAAUGGGGGGCAUGGUCAGGACUCGACAGACACUGCCAGCAGCUCAGCAGAGAUGGUGUUGUCAUGGAAACCGCUGCCAUGGGAGUUGGAGGAGAUAGCGGCAACCUGGCACUCGUUGAAGAGAAGAAGAUAUUCCGGAUUUUUCUUUAGAGCUGAGCAGAACUCAUCUGUGGGGGUACAUAUAUAGGGACACCAGAUGCGAGGUGACUGUCUCAUAACAGACUGUGUACCAUAGUUCAUGGAUUCAGGGAGAGAGGCUUGCUGGGGGGCGCAGUUAAGUCUCCGUGGCAACUGUUGUCGACCACACCCACAUAGGUUGUAUCCCCUCUGCCGUGGAGGGGGGUUCCCCCUGUAAUGGUCUGAAUUCCUAGUCCACUGCACCGGAAGUCGAGAUGAAAUAUCUGACAGAGUGACUUGUCCUUUGUUCUCACUGUCAAAGAAUUGAAACAUUUGCAAGAGUUUCUCAUCAGUGGUAAAUGGGAGGGACAUACGCAGAACUCUGUACAAAUAGUGCCUGAAAUUCAGCCCACCCUCUGAUGCCUGCUUGUUCCUUAGAGCAGAGAACACAGCCAGUGAGCAGGCAUCAGUAGGGACAGCCAGGUAAUGGCAGAAAUCUUCGCUAGUGAUAAAUCCAUCUUUGUCUCGAUCCAUUUCAGAGAACCUCUCCAGCCAGUACUUGGCCUGUGGCAACCCCAGU